Drosophila willistoni is the source of this 4901-nucleotide messenger RNA. It is a transcript of the gene scny, whose product is annotated as ubiquitin carboxyl-terminal hydrolase 36. Gene Ontology annotation, cellular component: cytosol; nucleus. The transcript is spliced from 4 exons. Gene Ontology annotation, biological process: regulation of apoptotic process; protein deubiquitination. Lineage: Eukaryota; Metazoa; Arthropoda; Insecta; Diptera; Drosophilidae. The coding region runs from base 715 to 4506 and encodes 1263 amino acids. The record is from RefSeq and is a predicted model, not a curated record. Gene Ontology annotation, molecular function: cysteine-type endopeptidase activity; cysteine-type deubiquitinase activity.
AUGAAUGUCAAAAGGGAAUCCGCCGCAGUCGGAAAAAACACGAGGGAAGGAAUUGAAUCGAAAAUUAGUUUUUUUUGUUGCAACCUACCUAAAAAAAAAAAGAAGCAAAUUUACGCUGCUCCUAAUCAAUUUUUAAUUGAAAGCUAAAGCAAAUCAUCGUGAUGAGUAAAUUGCAUAUAAAACGGCGGUCGAGUUCCACAAUUUGCAGAGACUGACGGAAGAGAAAAGAAAAAAAAGCGUGUGCCUGUGUGUUAGUGGGUGUGAGUGCGAAACGAAACGCAAAGAAGAGAGUGCCAGUAGUGCGAGUGCGAGUGAGAAAGGAAGAGCGAGAGAGAGAAAGAGCAAAAGUGGUAGCGCGGGCAACGAACGACGUGUUGACGUUGAAGGACGUCGCCACCGCUGCCGCCGCGCCGCUUAACCAAGGCGCAAAAAAGGAGCAGGAUCUCUUUUCCCCCUCCCCCCUACACACAAAUACAUCCCCCUCCUACCAUCUCUCUCUCCCUAUAUCAUCUUUCUACGUAAGGCGAAAACGGAAUACCAACAAGGCGGAUGCCGCUCACCAAACAACAACUCCAACAACAAUAUCCACCCACUACCCCGCCCUUUAUCUAACACUAUCAUCAUCAUCAACAAAUCCUCUUUUUUGCCAAAAUUCCACCACAACAACAACUCACAGGAGCCGCUGGUGUCGUCGACGUCGCCGCUGCCGCCGCCAUGCCCGUUUCGUUGGCUGUCUGUGAAACGACAACAACAACUACAGCAAAUGUCGUAAAUGCUGCUCUACGCGAAUCGCUGCUUGGCGGUUCCCGAUCUGGUGCUGCCGUUGCUGGCUCUGGCUCUGCCUCAUCGUUGAUUAGUGGCGCUGGUGGGGCUGGUGCUUCUGCUGCCAACGACGAUGACUCCUCCUCCACAGCCACCGCCAACACUAAUUUGCAAAAUCAAAUUGUAGCCAGCGCAAAGCGUGUUCUUUUGGCCAAAAUUGAAUAUGAAGAAGUUGAGAAUUAUAAUGAUUCCGUUUUGGACAAUUUAAAAACCAAAUAUGUUGUCAUCAAGUCUCCGACACCCGCAGCAGCAGCGGCAGCAACAAAUAAUGGUAACAGCAACAGCGCCGGCAGCAAAAUUUUGGGCGCAAAUGGUCACGACAAUCGACAAAAGCAACAAAAUGCCAAUGGCGGUUGCUCCACACCAACAACAACAACGACGCAAACAUCAUCCUCCUCAACAUCUUCCAGUAGCAUAGAGCACAACAACAAUCCCAAUGAAUUGCCUAAACCGAAACGUGUCCUUUAUCAGCGUGAGAAUAUACGGAUUGGCUGGAAGCAAUCGGAACGUAAAUGGCAAAUUGGAGCCGGCAUGAUCAAUGUGGGUAACACUUGCUACCUCAAUUCAACACUUCAGGCCCUAUUCCAUAUACCUGCAUUGGCAAAUUGGCUUAACUCGGAGCAGUCACAUCUGGAGAAUUGUAAUAUUGGCGGUGAAUCGGGCGGAGGUGGAGGUGGGGGCGGCGGUAAUAAUGGUGGAUUCUGCAUCAUUUGCGCCAUGGCCAAAACCUUACAAUCAACACAAUCGAAUGCAUCGGCCAUACGUCCAUAUCAUAUAUAUUCGAAACUGAAGCAAAUCUGCAAACAUAUGGUUAUUGGGCGACAGGAGGAUGCCCACGAGUUUUUGCGUUUUCUUGUCGAGGCCAUGGAGAAGGCAUAUUUGAUGCGUUAUCGCAACUAUAAGGAAUUGGAUCAAUUGGUUAAGGAGACAACGCCGCUGAAUCAAAUAUUCGGUGGUUAUCUAAGAAGUGAAGUUCGUUGUUUGAGUUGUAAUCAUGUAUCGAUUACGUUUCAACAUUUCCAAGAUCUACUGCUCGAUAUAAGGAAAUCGGAUACACUGGAUGAGGCAUUUGAUGGUUAUUUUUCAAGAGAGAGAUUGGAAGAUAUGGGCUAUAAAUGUGAGGGAUGCAAAAAGAAGGUUUCGGCUACCAAACAAUUUAGUCUGCAACGUGCUCCCAUUACAUUAUGUAUACAGUUGAAACGUUUCUCGAUGAUUGGAAAUAAAUUAACCAAACAGAUCAGUUUUAAGCCCCGCAUAGAUUUAAGUCGUUUCGCUGCUCGGUCACCGACAGCCCAAGGACAACUGCCACUAACCUAUCGUCUCGUUAGCUUGGUAACACAUUUGGGUGUAUCCCAGCAUUGUGGUCAUUAUACGGCCAUUGGUCUAACCGAAUCCGGUAGCUAUUACAAUUUCGAUGAUAGCUAUGUACGUCCGAUUGCAAUGCAAAGUGUUUGCAGUACAAAUUCGUACAUAAUGUUCUAUGAAUUGGAUCUAAAUCAGCCAUUGGCAACGCCAGCGAAUAAAUUGAAUGGCCUAAGGCAAUUAUCGAAUGGACAUCAUCAUCAUCAACAACAACAACAACAACAUCAGCAGCAACAGCAACAACAACCGACUGUGGUCGCAACAAUAGCCAGCUCACCUAUGGCCACAACACGAUUUAUAGGACCACAAUUACCGCCAGGUGGCCUAAAUGGUUAUGCGAUGACGACGACGACGACAGCCACAAACAACACGACAAAUGGUCAUUCACAGAAAACAGCGAUACAAUUUAAGCCACAACAGAAUGGUAUUCUGACAGUGGGGAGUGGGAAAUUUCAAGAGUCUGGGCAACAGAAGUCUCCAUUGGUUGGCACAAAUCAUAAAAACGAAGCUCCAGCAGUUGCACCAAAUGCAAAUGCAAAUGCAAAUGGUAAAAGUUCCUCCAAUCCCAAUACCAACACCACCAUCAACACCAACACCAACAACGGCAACAGCAACAACAACAACACUAAUGCCACAACAGCAAACAACUCCAACAAAUUGAACCAGCAACAACAACAAUAUCUGCCAAUGUCAUCCUCGGAUGAGGAGGAUAGUGAUGAAGAGAAGAUGAAGAGGCCGACGACGACAACACCACAGCUGCCUAGUAUGCCUAAAAUGGAUGGAGGAGGAGAUGAGAAGCCAAAGACAUUGACAUUGACACCAACAACAACACCAACAGCAUCAACACCAACAGUUUCCAAUCCUCUAAAGAGAUUAGUACCCUAUGAGUCAGCCUCUGAAGAGGAGGAAUCAUCCUCUGGAACGCCGUCAUCAUCAACGCCAACAACAACAACAACGGCGGCGGCUGCAGCAGCAUCAUCUCCAAUGCAGGCAACAGCAGCAGCUACAUUGCCACCACCACCAACGCCUACAAAUGCACGUAAACGCAGCCUACCAGAUCAUCAUCAUCAUCAUCCUCAUCAUCAUGUAAUGGUCAAUGGUCAUGGCAAGUCACCGAAACCAGCCUCCAUGCCUCCUGCAACUAACUUUAACUCGUCCUCGAGCAAACAAAAGACUGAUGCCAUAGACGAGAUCUUUAAAAGCCUCAACAAUUUUAAUAAAAAACGUAUAAAUAAUAAAAAUCAAAAACACAAUGAAGGUGACGAAGAAGAAGAUGAUGAGGAAACUCUAGAGAAGGAAACCAACAAUUCAUCUCGCCUCGUCAGCAGCAGCACCAACACCAGCCCCACUACCAAUGGCUGGAAACAGUCACAAAUUGUCAGCAGCAGCAGCAGCAAUAGCAAGAACGUCUCAACAUCUGCAGCAGCAGCAGCAGCAACAACAUCAUCAUCCACAUCAACAUCUGCCCCGCCUUCACCAAAAACUCCGCCAUCGCCAGCGGUUAUUAAUUCAAAAACUGGCCUAUGGAAAGUAACUCGCAAUCUUGAUGACGACGAUGACGAGGAGGAGGAGGAUGAGGACGAUGAAGAGCAUAUUGCUCCAACACCUCCGCCAGUAGUAGCCAAAACCCACAAAAAUCCAUUCUCUUCACAGCAGAAGCCAACACCUUCACCAUCAACGGAGGCAGCGCCGAAGCGACAGAAGCUAUUUAAUGGCACAUCCUCAUCCACACCACAUGUGGGCAAUGGCUAUCAAAGUGAGCCAAGCACUCCGAAUGGCGGUGGCAGUGGCAGCGGCAGCAAUGGCUGUUUAAAUGAACUCCUGAAGCAAUCCCAUCGUGGCUAUGGCUCCUCUUCAGUGCUCAGUUGGAAUGGCAAGCAAACGGAAUUGGAUAAAGAGCUGACAGCUGACGCGCAGGAGCAACGUCAACGGGACCUUGAUGACGAUGAGGAGAAUGAAAUGGACCGUGGACGUCAAAGGAAAGUGAAAACGGCGACUGCAAAUGGAAAGUCAUCGGGCAACAGUAACAAUACGACGCCCGGCUAUAAUCCUUUCCAGGAGUAUGAAAGCCAAAAACGUUGGCACAACAAAUCAUCGAAUGGUCCUCCGCGGUUUUACACGCAGCAUGCGUCGUCAUCGUAUCGAUCGAAUUUCCAUCAGCGCAAUAAAUUUAAAUGUAACCGCGGCGGCAAUGGCGGCGGCGGUAGCGGGGGAAUUUCCAAAUUCGAUCAUCGUCACGGAUUGCAAAGGCAUUUAGCAGCUGGCGGUGGGUUUCCAAGAAGGCCGAAUGCCAAUCAACAGCAGCAGCAACAGCAAUCCUAACUGAAGGAUAAUCGUAGUACUAAAGCAUUUCUUGUCAAGAACAUAAUGAUAUAAUUAAUGAUGAAUGAUGACGCGCGACGACCAUGAUGAUGAAAACAGAAAGCAAGGGAUACACACAAUUUCGCUUAAAUUUUGUAUACACAUUGAUGAUCAGAAGAAAGCUCGUGAGAAAGAGAGAGAGGAGAGAGAGCGAGAGAGCGAGCAAUAUAUAUAGUGAGAAAGCAAGAAAGAAAGCGAAAAAGAAAAUAAUUAGAACAGGAACGAGAUGAACAUAUUAGAAAUUAGGACUUACUUUGUAAUAAGCUAUAAGCUAGAUCAUUACUCCCGGCCCCCUCUGCCACUCCCCCCUUAUAUACAUAUAUACACACACACACUCACACACAACAACGCACUAC